This is a messenger RNA of Uranotaenia lowii, 585 nucleotides long. Its product is annotated as microsomal glutathione S-transferase 1-like. Bases 77 to 529 code for a protein of 150 amino acids. Gene Ontology annotation, cellular component: membrane. Lineage: Eukaryota; Metazoa; Arthropoda; Insecta; Diptera; Culicidae. The transcript has 2 exons. The record is from RefSeq and is a predicted model, not a curated record.
UUCAGUAAUUUAAACCGAUUAAGAUCGCUUGCUGUUUGGUGUUUUUAAUUUCAGUUUUUAAUAUCAAAAAGCAGAAAUGGCAAAUCUUUUCGACUCAAUUGACCCGGAGGUGUUCAAAUCCUACAUCUUUUGGUCGGCUGUUCUCGUCAUUAAGAUGAUGCUGAUGUCCGUUCUUACCGGAAGUCAACGUCAUAAGAAACACGCCUUCGCCAAUCCUGAAGACGCCAAAACAGUAAAGGGUGGUAAACUCAACACCAACGAUCCGGAUGUUGAACGAGUUCGACGGGCCCAUCUGAACGAUCUGGAGAACAUUACUCCGUUCCUGGCGAUUGGUUUCCUGUAUCUUUUGACCGGACCAAGUGCAACGGUGGCCAUCAAUCUAUUCCGAUUGGUGGGAAUUUCUCGAAUUGUUCACACCCUAGUCUAUGCAGUAUUCGUGAUUCCACAGCCGGCCCGUGGAAUUGCCUGGAUGUUGGCCUACGGAAGCACUCUCUACAUGGCCGUCAAAACUGCGCUGGCUUUCCUGUGAGAGCUAAUCCAUGUUACCUGACAUCUUAGAAAUAGAGAAAAUAUAAAUUGUUUAUA